Molecule: messenger RNA, 378 nt
Organism: Clonostachys byssicola
Lineage: Eukaryota; Fungi; Ascomycota; Sordariomycetes; Hypocreales; Bionectriaceae
Source: the annotation of a GenBank genome assembly
AUGCCUGUAGAUGCAAACAAGUACAAGGAGGUUGGUGCCUGCCCAACCAGAAGAGAGAGAAAGACCAGAGCAGGUGCGAGUAUCAAUGCAGGCAAGAACACUCCUGCCCUACCUGAUACCUCGAUGCUUCAGUGGCUGGCACGCGCUAGGCCAAUGGGUAAACUCGGCAGGUACGGCUUUGAAAUCCCCGUUUUGGAAGUUUCAGACGAGAAAGAAGACCAGCUCAACGUCCAACUUCGAUGCAGCCAUCCUCGGCCUACAGCUUGGGCAAUCGCAUGUGCACUCCCCUCAUCGUGCCUUGAAGUCGUCGGGGACAACAUGGAUUUGGAAAUGGUCACGCGAGCAAACAACUCAUUCCGCACCUACCAGAGUGUGUAG